Messenger RNA from Cladocopium goreaui, 628 nucleotides. NCBI's taxonomy places the organism in Eukaryota, Dinophyceae, Suessiales, Symbiodiniaceae. The record is from the annotation of a GenBank genome assembly.
AUGGUCCCAUCACAAGACUGUUUCUCAGGAUGGUUUUUUCCCGGUUCGGUUCAUGCUGGGAAUGGGACAAUACAAGCACAACAUCAGCGUACAGACCCAUUGUCUUUCAGAGAGGAUGGAUUCAAGGAGGAUGUAUUCAAGGAGGAUGGAUUCAAAGAUGGAAGUUCGGUGGCAUCGUCGAAGUCAUCGGCGACAAGAUGGGUUGAGAACCUAAACAAUGCCGUGUUCUUUGCCGACGACGAGUUUGAUGACUCUGCAUCUGGGAACCGUGCUGCGUCGAGUAGCUCUGAAGAUCCUGUACGUUCACUAGGGGCCCAUUUACGUGGCACGUGUCAACCAUGUGUUUUCAAUGCUACGACUGCAGGUUGCUCAAAAGGCGACUACUGUGGUUACUGCCAUUUCGAUCAUCCCAUGACCAUGUUGAACCGCCGGGUGCGCAAGCGAACUCGCGACAAGAUCAAGCGAAGACUUUUGGAGAUCUUCAACCCGCCAGUUGACUUGGAAGAAGUGCAUGAGCUACUGCAGACGGAAGCUGCCCGUCAUAUCUUCGCACGGACUCUGUCAUUUGAGCUGCCCUGUCUGGAAGGCGGCAUUUGUUUGGGCUACGGCUCGCACUUCCGCAUGCACA